UCAUGAGAUAGGGUUAAACGCUUGGAAACGGCGUUUCUCGUGUAAAUUUUCUUCCAAAUUUCGGACAAUUAUGGUGAUUGUGUAAUUAAUAUGUCCACUCCAGCUGAAGAAUUAGUUGGCUUGCCGCCUGAAGUUAUAUGGGAGUACCAGUUUCGUCUGAUUCUUGUGGGAGAUUCGACAGUAGGAAAGUCUUCAUUACUACGCCGAUUUUGUGACGGUAAAUUUGUUGAGGUGUCUGACCCGACGGUUGGGGUUGAUUUCUUCGCCCGGCUUAUUGAAGUGGCGCCAGGCAGGAGAGUUAAGCUGCAGCUUUGGGAUACAGCCGGCCAAGAACGGUUUAGGUCCAUUACAACUUCCUACUAUCGAAACUCUGUGGGUGUUCUCUUAGUGUAUGACAUUUCUAAUCGACGAAGCUUUGAAAAUCUUCAAGAAUGGCUUCUGGAGGCAAAGGAGAAUGUCACCAAUCCAAAAAGCACAACGUACAUGGUGAUUGGUCAUAAAUCAGAUCUGGACGAUAAGAGGGAAGUUUACAAGGAGGAAGGAGAGAAAUUUGCGGCUGCUUAUAAUAUGAAGUUUAUUGAGACGUCGGCUAAGGCGUGUAUUAAUGUAGAGGCUGCAUUCUCAGUCAUGGCUAAGGAGAUUUAUGUCAAACUCAAAGAAGGAGAUUUGGAAAUUCAAGAUGGGUGGGAUGGAAUUAAAGGAGGGUUUUCUGCACCACGGGAGACGCUAAGAUUGGAAGAACCAAGACAGGAGAAAAGGCCAUGCUGUGCAUGAUGAUGGUGAAUAGUAGUAUUAAAUGUACCCUCACCCAAAGGGAUAUAACCCAGAGAAGGCUGUGUAUUUCAUAAACCUAAACCAGUAAACUGCCUAAUUGCUUCCAAGUUGAAUGUUGAUUGAAAUCUUACUGUAUGCUAAAGAUUUGCAAUUUACGUAAAUUAAAGUAAAAAACAAAACUUGAUGCAUUGGGUCUCCAUUUGUCAUCUGUAAAGGUGAAAUAAAAUAUACCAAAAUAUGUAUCAAGAACACAACUAUUUGAUCCAAAGAAUCAGUGUAAGGCCAAGUUUGCAUUGCAAAUUGGAAACAUGGUUACAGUUUGGCAUGAGUAGUGACACUGUGCAGACAUCGUGUGUGUGCACAUUGACUGUGGAUGGACAAAGCUUUACUGGGUUGUAUUUCUUUUCAAUGUACAUGUAUCAGCAGAUAGGUUUUCACUUUCUACAUCAGGCCCUGCACGAUUGGUGAAAUUGAACAUAAUUAAGAAAGGGGCUUUGUGUGAAAGGGAUGGGGAUCGUACUCUCUAACUGCUUGAUAGUGCUACCUCGACCCUCACUCGAAUGUUUUCAAACAAAAUACAAAUAGAUCGCCAAAUAAUAUAAAGUACCAAGUUUUAGAAAAUGUUUGACCGUCCAGUUUACUAUAAGAAAUUAUUCUUGACACAUGGACAAAACCUGAGACGCAAAAUAAGAGCCAUAUAUUGAGGAGGUGGGUGUGGCGUUUACGAAAAUGGGGAGACAUUAUCUGUGGCUGGUACAAAUACUAAACAAGUAAUGUUUGUGAUGCUAGUGAAGUAUGCAGUAUGUAUCUUUAGUAAGUAUAUUGAAUUAUGUGGACCCCAAAUUAUCCAGUAUUCGCCAUCAAUAUCAAUUGUGUGUAAAUAUCAAAGUUAGAACAAUGUAAUUUGCCAACUGGUAUGUAAUGCAAAGUAUUGUAUGUAGAAAUAUCGGAAGCAAUGUGUUGCUAGAAUAACAAAGAUUUAAAUCCAUUUACAUUUUAAAAUGUUUUUAAAUCUAUUUUCAUAACCAAAAUGCAUCAAUGAUUCGAGCACAGCACAUACUUUUUCAAUUGAACGAUUUUAUUAAUAUUUUAUUUGGAGUUAUAAAAACUUGUCAAUUUUUUCAGUUUACUAGAUCACAGUGGCAAUGAAUUUUGAACGUGUAAUUUAAUGGAUUUGUGUUUGUUUGUUUAGAUGAUCUUCCUGUCAAGGGAACUCGACAAACUCCCACACAGGAAUAUAAAUACCAAGCUGGCAACAGCCAAUCUCUCUGAUCUCAUACAAACAUUGGGUUACCAUCUAUGAUUAUAAAUUACACAAAUCAAGAAAUUGUGAUUCAAUAACUAUCGACAAUACUUAUUCGAGUCAUUGUGAAAUCAACAGUAUGGAUUCGAACCCACAACCUUGAUAACAAGUCCUAGUUUUUAUUUGCACCUGUCAGCCUUUACCAUUUUUUUCAAAAUACCGCUGCUACAUGUAGUUACAGGAUUUGAACUUGUGACUCUUCACUGCCAGGCACGCUUGGUGAUCUAGUUGCUGAGACAUCUGCUCUUUGACAAAGGGUCGAACCUAACCCAAGUAGUCUGUGAAUUGUUUCUCAAAUGACUAAGACUAGGAUAAGCACCAAGUUUGAAGAGUAAAAUCAAAAUUAUACAACUUCUUUUUCUUUUCUUCUUUGCCAAGACUCUGGUCGGCAGCAGCUGACAAAAUAAAAAUGUAAACUCUUAAAAUAUUGAAAUUUCACUGCGAUCAAACAAUGCCUGGGGAGCAUAAUCAGAAAUGUGACCGUGGCAUAGUCUCUUGAUAUUUUAUGCAAAACUAUUUUGACUUUAGGCUUACCCGAAGUUAUAAAGCUUUGUGUAUGUACCUAGGGCUUUCAAUUAUCAAUGGGGGUGGGUGGGAGUCAGUUUUAGUUAGUUUGCAUGUGAACAGUCCAUGAAGGAAUGAAAGUGUCAACUGCAGUGGAAACUUUCUAUAGAAAUGAUGGGCAAGGCACCAUUCUUGUAUGAAGGAGGCCACUGUUUGUGCUAGAAUGGCUCUUGCAGUAGAGAGCAGUAAGAGCUAUGAAGUCGGCAUCAGAGCCCAAAUUGGGCUUUAAAUGGAUAGCCAAGGCAUCCACAUUGCAAUUUCUUUUACAUUGGUGCUUAAAUUUGGAGCUACAGUAGAGUCCCAAAAA
This is a messenger RNA of Asterias rubens (European starfish), 2948 nucleotides long. RefSeq names its product ras-related protein Rab-39B-like. Gene Ontology annotation, molecular function: GTPase activity; GTP binding. The record is from RefSeq and is a predicted model, not a curated record. Gene Ontology annotation, cellular component: Golgi membrane. Lineage: Eukaryota; Metazoa; Echinodermata; Asteroidea; Forcipulatida; Asteriidae. The transcript is spliced from 2 exons. Bases 91 to 774 code for a protein of 227 amino acids.